Molecule: messenger RNA, 1137 nt
Organism: Macrosteles quadrilineatus (aster leafhopper)
Lineage: Eukaryota; Metazoa; Arthropoda; Insecta; Hemiptera; Cicadellidae
Product: serine hydroxymethyltransferase-like
Exons: 8
Coding region: 1-1137 (378 amino acids)
Biological process (GO): purine nucleobase biosynthetic process; protein homotetramerization; folic acid metabolic process
Cellular component (GO): nucleus; cytoplasm; cytosol
Molecular function (GO): mRNA regulatory element binding translation repressor activity; glycine hydroxymethyltransferase activity; protein homodimerization activity
Source: RefSeq, a predicted model, not a curated record
AUGAUGGACGCUAUGAUGUCAACACCAUUAAGUGAGGCGGACCCUGAGAUUUACAGACUGAUUGCCUCAGAGAGGACUAGGCAGCAUUGCGGCCUCAGCUUGGUGGCCUCAGAAAAUCUGACCUCAGCAUCCGUGCUGAAGACACUCAGCUCGUGUCUUACCAACAAGUACUGCGAGGGUCUGCCAAAUCCUAGAGAUCAUGGCAGCAACAGAUACUUGGAUCGCAUUGAGCACCUAUGUCAAGAAAGGGCGUUACAAGCCUUCAAUCUUCCCCCGACAGAGUGGGGAGUGAACGUCCAACCUUACUCUGGUACUCCAGCCAACAAUGUGGUGUACAUGGCAUUGCUUAGACCCCAUGAUAGAAUUAUGUAUCUAGAUCUUCUAGACGGUGGACAUGUAAGUCAUGGCAACAUGACCUUAGAGGAAAGGCUAUCUCGUGCCUCUGUGUUCUAUGAGACCAUGCCUUAUAAGGUGAACCCCAGGACUGGGCUGAUAGACUACGACAAGUUUGCUAGAACUGCACGUCUGUUCAAACCAAAACUGAUUAUUGCAGGGUCAGCUUCCUACUCACGCUACCUCAACUACAAGAAGUUUCGGCGGAUCUCAGACGAGGUAGGAGCCUUCCUGCUGGCAGACGCCGGGCAGAUAGCAGGGUUGGUUCAGGCAGAAGUUAUAUAUUCACCAUUCCAUCACUGCGACAUCGUCAGUAUUGCUACACACCAUACUCUCCGUGGACCACGGGCAGGAAUCGUAUUCUAUAGGAAAGGCGUAAGGUCAGUCUCCCAAGAUGGCAACACUGUUAUGUACGACCUGCCUCAAAGGCUAGGACAGGGUGUGUUUCCAGGACUAGAUCAAAGUCACAAUCCCACUAUAUCCCGCGUAAGGUCAGCCUCCCAAGAUGGCAACACUGUUAUGUACGACCUGCCUCAAAGUCUAGGCCAGGGCGUAAGGUCAGUCUCCCAAGAUGGCAACACUGUUAUGUACGACCUGCCUCAAAGUCUUGGCCAGGGCGUAAGGUCAGUCUCCCAAGAUGGCAACACUGUUAUGUACGACCUGCCUCAAAGGCUAGGACAGGGUGUGUUUCCAGGACUAGAUCAAAGUCACAAUCCCACUAUAUCCCGUGUGUUUCAGGCGUAA